AUGGCCUGGGGACUUCCAAAACUGCCGGGUCUGACGUUCUCAGACCCGACCAAGACGCAACAUCACAUGAGAAGUUCGCUCCGCUACUACCAGGGGCACAGGUUCCCCGACACGGAGAUCCGGGGCCCGGGAGGCACCGCCACAGAUGUUGACAGCAACGCCUUCGCUCUCCCCGAUGACUCAGUUAAUUACGAUCCAUCGUUGACAUACGGGCGGGUGAAGCAACCAGCGUUGCCAGCCGUCGUGCCUCACUGGGUGCACUAUGACAAGCGUUGCCUCAACUUCACCGCCUUCUUCAAGCAACCAGUGUUCGACAACCCUGACGAGAACUAUCGCGUCAGGGUUGUCAACAUCAUAUACUUUCUGGAAGAUGACAGUCUUACUGUGAUGGAGCCUCGUGUUCAGAAUUCAGGAUUAUGGCAAGGCAGAAUGGUGAAAAGAGGGAAAAUACCCAAGAACGAUAUCGGCGAGUUCUGGCACUGGAAGGACCUCGAUGUCGGCAAGGACAUCUGCAUCUACGGGAAAGUCUUCCACACCGUGUCUUGUGAUCUGUUUACUAAGGAAUGGCUGGAGUCCCAAGGUAUGGAGAUAUCGAAAGAGGAGACAUUGCCUGUGGACUCCUAUGCUGAGAAAGAACGAUGGAAGAACGUUCGCCCGCCGAAGAGGUCAAAAAUUCAAGAAGAUCACUUAUUGCGUUUCUUGCAGUACGACGGGAAGGUUCUCAGUUUCGACGUCGUUUGGGAUGACCGAGAUUCAGCUUUCGGUGAACUCGUAGAUUACAAGUUGCUCUACUUUCUGCAAGAUGACACCAUUGCCAUUAAGGAAAUCCACGACGGGAAGGGCGGAAAAGAUCCUUUUCCAAUGCUUCUCAAGAAAACUAAGCUGCCUAAGAAGUGGAAGGAAAAGCCCGUGGCAUUCCCAUCGACGGUGCUGGAGACGACCGAGGAGGAGGUGACCACAGAGUACUACGCGCCCCAGGAUCUCAUCGUCGGCACCACGGUGUUCAUUCUCGGACGACGGUUCCUGCUGUGCAACUGCGAUGAUUUCACCAGGAAAUACUACAGGACUAUGCUGAACAUUGAACAACCAGAGGCUGUUAAGGUGCAAAAGAAGGAGACGAAAGAAUUCCCCAAGCCCCUCCCGCCGCACAUUGGCAUCGGAGCCCCCGAGGACACUUUGCAAUCCUGCUUCGGGCUCAUUCCGAAGCCCCCGCACAAGGACAUCAUCAAAUACAACCUUAACGCUAAUAAGUACCUGCGUUACCUGUGCGAGUUGGACUGGAUCCACCCCGAGGACACUGGCAGGAAGUUCGUGAUGUCAUACAGCCUCGCAGACGGCACCAUCAAGAUCGGGGAGAUUCCCAGAAGGAACUCUGGCAUCCGCGAAGGGAAGUUCCUAAAGUCCAUGAGGUUGGAGACCCCAGAGUCAGAUCAUAACUUCCCAACAUAUUUCACGCCUGACAAAUUCUAUAUAGGAGCCAUAGUACCUGUGUUCAAGCACCGCUUCAGAAUCAUCGGGUGCGAUCUGUUCGUGUAUCGAUACAUGACUGCCAACCCUGAGAAAUUCCCUCAGGAAGUGAUCGACAAUGUUCGCAACUACCACAUGCGCGAGGGCAACCUCAAAGAUGAACUACAGGCGGCCUUCCGCGAAGAGCAUUCAGCAGAGACUCGUGCGCAACUCGCAAAGAUUGGUUCGGCUGCUGUGGCAGAACCCAGUGCUAUGGAGCGAUGCCUCGCAGCACUGGAUGUGGUCGAGGGCAGUGCGACCCCACCACGACCUCCCACCCCGCCGAUGACCACCGAUCGCAUCAGUUACGACGACUCAUUGCGCGUCACACGACAGAGCAAACCGACGUGCGAGAACAUAGCUCCAUUGAAAGGCAUCCUCAAGUCUGGAGCUGCUCGCGACGACCACCAGAAAGUGGUUUGCUUCAGCGGGCCCUCGGCAGAAGAGCACCGGGAGCCUAAACCACCAGGAGCCACCUAUGCGCCCGGACAACAACCGCUCUAUAACGACGACGAUGACUUCUGCGACCAAUUUAAGGACCCGGACUCUGCGGAGCGCGCGGCCCGUCGUGCGCGAGACGAGUGUCCCUACGAGAUCGUGCCGAGCCCGCAGGUCGGUGCCAGCGUCAUUGGCGACGAGAAGAUCGAGAAGCCGAAGCUGCCUGGCUACCUCGGCACUUAUGGCGUCGACUGCAAGGAGGUACCAGAUUACAUGAAGCUCCCAGCCGACGCAUACGAGCGCGUCAAACAGAUGCGUCGCGACGUUCCCGUGAUCUCCCCCGCAGCGGCGCGCGUCGCCGAUUACCCGCGCCUAGCGCCGCCGUCCGUGGACACGUGCAUCAACCCACCUCCCGAGUCUACCGGCCCCUGCGCCCGUCGCAAGGAGGAAGACGUCGACUUCGCCUGCCCUCAUGUUGAACCUAAGAAGCCCUGCUGCGACCCUAAUGAAAGUCCAAGGAAAUCGCCACCCCCACCUGAACCGACCAAAUAAACUUUUACGGUACUUGGCAAUGGCAUCUAUGGGACUUUUCAUUAGGUUCUUAAAGUACAAAAGAUGUUUUGACUAGUCAUAAAUCACCACUUAUUUGGUAUCUAUGCUUUUUGCUUAUUCCAUUGCGCAAUCAGGAUGUAGGUUUUGUGUCUAGAUUUAGUAUCAUGACUUUUUUCUAUUUCUUUAUACAAUUUUAAAAUGGUUUUUAGAAGGCGUGCCCUUGAUUCUCAUUAAAUUAUUUUGAAAUGAAA
Helicoverpa zea (corn earworm) is the source of this 2747-nucleotide messenger RNA. Its product is annotated as EF-hand domain-containing protein 1-like. Lineage: Eukaryota; Metazoa; Arthropoda; Insecta; Lepidoptera; Noctuidae. The record is from RefSeq and is a predicted model, not a curated record. Gene Ontology annotation, molecular function: alpha-tubulin binding. The coding region runs from base 1 to 2496 and encodes 831 amino acids. Gene Ontology annotation, biological process: mitotic cytokinesis; mitotic spindle organization; cilium-dependent cell motility. Gene Ontology annotation, cellular component: mitotic spindle; axoneme. The transcript is spliced from 15 exons.